Xyrauchen texanus (razorback sucker) is the source of this 4031-nucleotide messenger RNA. Its product is annotated as phospholipid phosphatase 3-like. Lineage: Eukaryota; Metazoa; Chordata; Actinopteri; Cypriniformes; Catostomidae. The coding region runs from base 161 to 1090 and encodes 309 amino acids. Gene Ontology annotation, biological process: phospholipid metabolic process; canonical Wnt signaling pathway; phospholipid dephosphorylation. The record is from RefSeq and is a predicted model, not a curated record. The transcript has 6 exons. Gene Ontology annotation, molecular function: phosphatidate phosphatase activity.
UGUGGAGAGUUUGUGAAAGUGCUCAAGACUAGUGUUUAGGUCAGUAAGAAGGGAAUGAGUUUGAGUUGACAGAUUUUCCUGUGAACAAAUCGCUGUUUUUCAUCUGCACAAACUAGCAUUCAUAUUUUUAAGUCUUUUGAGAAAAGAUCAAGUUAAAUCAAUGCAACAGUUACUGGUGGAGAAAGACAUGACUGCGGACAGCAGAAACGGACUGAACAACAGUGACUGCAAAGAUUACAGACGAAAUAAACUACUGGUUGGGCUGGACCUUUUCUGUCUAUUUCUCGCUGCCCUGCCAUUUCUUAUAAUCGAGUGUGGUGCUGUUAAGCCCUACAGACGAGGUUUCUACUGCUCUGAUGAGUCCAUCAAAUAUCCUGCCAAACACAGAGACACCAUCAGUGAUGGAGUGCUCUCAGCGGUCGGCAUUCUCAUCGUCAUUCUGUCUAUCACAAUAGGGGAGAGCUACAGAAUUCGCUACCUUCAUAAAAGCUCCAAUGCUUUUGUCGGGAACCCUUACAUCUCUGUUCUCUACAAGCAAGUGGGGGUGUUUAUCUUUGGCUGUGCCGUCAGUCAGUCCUUCACUGAUAUUGCCAAAGUGUCAGUGGGCCGCUUACGACCUCACUUCCUGGAUGUGUGCCGGCCGGAUUUAGCCUCAGUCAACUGUUCCAUGGGUUACAUUACUGAAUACAGGUGCACUGGGGAUGAUGGCAAAGUGCAAGAAGCCAGGAAGUCCUUCUUCUCUGGCCAUGCCUCCUUCUCCAUGUACACAAUGCUGUAUUUGGCUUUGUACCUGCAGUCACGGUUGUCCUGGCAAGGGGCUCGUGUUCUCAGACCUCUUGUCCAGUUCACUCUGCUCAUGAUGACAUUUUACACCGGCCUGUCACGUGUCUCAGAUCACAAGCAUCACCCCUCUGAUAUACUCGCAGGCUUCGCUCAGGGAGCUCUGGUGGCGAACUCCACUGUGUUUUACGUGUCAGACCUCUUUAGGUCAAAAGGCAGGAGCUCUUCUCUGCCAUCAGCCCAAAGAAAGAUAGACCGUCUAUCCUCUGUGGACAUCAGGGAACGGACCAACCAUCUCACUAUAGCUUGAUAUUUCAGAAUGCCUGACAAACCUGAAGUGAUAGCAUCAGCUUUUCAGCCAGUGGAUUCGCUGAGACUGAAUGGGUUUACCCAUAGGAAAACUCAACACCACUAUAUAAUCAACAUAACGUGCAGGUCAUCUGUGAUUUCUAAUCUGAAGCAACUUGCAUUGUUCUCACAACAAAACAACGGACGCAAUUGGGAAAACACUUGAAUCCAAUUUUCAUUCACAGGAUAUAAACAUCAUCAAAUGGAUAUGGGUGAUACGAGUGUGUGAGAGAACAUGGCACCUCAGAUUUUUUGUUUUGUGUUAUACGCCUGUUUAACUUUCCUUGCAUAAAACAACACAUUCCUGUUGCUCAGGAAGGAUGCUUAGUUGAAUUAUUAAACAAUAGACUGAAUAGCAUAAUUUGAGAAUACAGCACAAUAUUUAAAGAAUAUUUCAAAUGCUAACCCUAACUGUGCAAGUACCCCUGUCCUUUAUAAAAUGAACUGUCCAUUUACUCCAUUGGCUAUGUGUGUAAUGGAAUACAAGCUUACUACUUAGGCCAACUGUACUAUUUUUUUUUUGAUGGUACUGUAAGAAAAACCACUCUUAUACCAAUGUAAACAUUUAAAACUGUAUAACUAGUUACAUGACUUCAUUACAUUGCACAUGCAUGCCAUCCAGUUUUUAUUUUUGGGAAAGGUUGAUUCCCGCUGGUUGGAAUGAGUGUUAAAUUCACAUAUAGAUUUAAUUGUAUUUUUAAAACAAUAUAUUUCAGAUAUUGUUUUGUGAGUGGAUGUGUAUUUGAGAAAGAGACGUAUAACUUGUAUCAUUUUUUGGUCUUAUACGUUUUUUAGCACAAAUUUAAACUAUUUAGUGACCACUAGAAAUCAUAUCCAAAACACACAAAAAAAAAACACAAAAAAAAAACAUUUGAUUUAAGACGUUGUGAAAAAAUUAUCUUGAAGAAAAACCUGUUGACACUUUACACAUACAGGUGCAAAGCAGAAUUGUGCAUAAUUAUACAAAACAAUCAAUACUGUCUUUUAAAAUGUGCCAUUUGAAAUUAUUUACACCCCUUUCUACAAUAUGACUGGAUUAAAAUAUAUUCCAGUAUCUAAACGCAUGUGCAGGGAUUUUAUCAUUCAUUAUUCACCAUAAUUUUUAAAUGUAUGGACAACACACAGGUAAUGUUUAAGACAUUAAGGUGUUCAUUGUUAGUAAUGUACUGUAUGUACUCAAGGGUUCGUUUGGGGAUUAAUACUGGAUGGUAUGCAUUGCACUGAUGCAUUAAUGCAGUGGCCAAUCUGUAUGAAUAUAAUGGAGCUUUAAACCUGUUCAGGUUUAUAAAUGUGACCCAGCCAUGCACGUAAUUGAAAACUCUGUUUUGUGGCGUUUUAACCCCUUUCACACUAAACAGGAAUUUUCAAAGCAGGUGAUUCCAUAAAAUCUGUGUUUAAUUGGAAGUGGCUUUUACCCUGAUGACAUUUUAACUGAAGCCAGACACACUGAAAUGCCUUACACGUGGUUAAACUCACAUCUCGCUUUACUGGCUUCAAUACAUCCCCCAAAACAAGCUUGAAAUACAAACGCGCUCUCUCACAUUCUUGCCACUUUGGAUUUGUUUGGUUUAAAUGGCUUCCUGUUUUCCAGGUAUGAACGGUGUUAAAUUUCUUUUAUAUAUUUUAUACUGAGUCAAGCAGCAGUACAAAAACAAUGCUUCACUCCUUCAAUCUCUGCAGUCUGUUUACUAAAAAUAGGUUUUCAUGCUGUGAUGCAUCUGUGUCAAAUUGAGUGUUGCUUUCGUAACCAUAAAACAGCAAUUGAUAUUGUAGUUGGUUACAGCACCGUCACCAAUUUACAUGAAGUAACUUCUCUAAUGUACAAUUAAAACCAGCUGAAAAUAUCUCCCCUAAAGGAAUAUGCUGAAAACACAUACUUGUUAAUGGGAAUGACUCUAGAAAGCUCCACCCAGCCACUCCGGUUGUCUUGCAGCUUUAGUGAAACAAUGGUUUCAUUAUGAUUUGACUUUUUUUGGUCUCAGAAAAAUUCCCUCAAAUUACCUCCAUAUGUUCCACAGCAGCUCUCUUGGGGAAGAGCCGGGCAGUGCAAUACUGCUGACUGAACACAAACAACAGAGGAGGCCCCUCUGAUAUUCUCCACAUGGCAAACUGCCUGACUUUUUCACACAGUGCCGUUAUAUCGCAAUGGUGCAAUAUCAUCGUGUUUGACACAAUUUUGAAUUCAUUGUUUCAUUUGACGAAGGUGCAACAAUAUAACAAACCGCAGUACUUGCUGACAAUGACACUUAUUUUUACAGGCUCCCAUUUAAAGUGAACAUUUUAAAUAAUAGAUAGCAUACCCACUUAGUCUUGGCUACAAACAAGCUUCUGAACAUUCCCACCAUUAUUUCUCAGAAUAGAGACUUACUGAACACACAUUGACCUUUUGAGACAACAUGCACCAGUGGGGAUCACCGAUUGAAAAUUGUAACAAUUUAUUAGGAAUUUUAUUAUGUUCAGUCAUAUACAUUGUGCAUUUAUGUGUGUAUGUGUUUGUGUGUGUGAUUUUCUCCACUUUUCUCCGCAAUUUGGAUGCCCAAUUACCAAUCUAAGUCCUCAUGGUGGCGUAGUGAUACCUCAAUCUGGGUGGUGAAUCUCAGUUGCCUCUGCGUCUGAGACGUCAAUCCACUCAUCUUAUCACGUGGCUUGUUGAGUGCAUUACCACGUAGACGUAGCACAUGUGGAGUCUUCACACUACACUCUGCGGCAUCCACGCACAACUCACCACGUGCCCCACCGAGAGCGAGAACCACAUUAGAGCGACUACAAUGAAGUUACCCCAUGUGACUCUACCGUCCCUAGCAACUAGGCCAAUUUGGUUGCUUAGGAGACCUGGCUGGAGUCACUCAGCACGCCCUGGCUUCGAGUUAGCAUCUUUACCACUGAGCUACCCAGGCCCCCCC